AUGUGUGACUUGUGCUCUCCAAGACAAGUUGCCGCCAUUACAUCGUGUAAAGGUUGUGCGAAACAUUUGUGUCGUAAACAUUUCAAUGGACAUCGUGAGAAUCUUACCAAAGGUUUACAGAAUGUUACUUAUCUUUGUGAUAAUGUUCUACAAGAACUUGAACGUGUAAUCGAUUCUGCAUUAAAACCACCAGGUCAUAAUAAUGCUGUUGCUUUAUUAAAACAAAUUGAUGAAUGGAAAACUAACACAAUCGAACGUGUCACGCAAGCAGCUAAUGAUGUACGUGAAACUGUUGAACGCUUAUUCAAUAGAAAAGCAGAAUAUGAUCAAAUAAGGCAAAAUAUUCAUCGAAUUACAAAAGAGUUGAGAGAACAGCAAGAUUUAGAAAGUUUUGUGGAAUCUGACAUUGAUCGAUGGAUGAAUCAAUUAAAGCAAUUGCAAACAGAUUUUAAUCAACCAUUAGAAGUCGAAACUAAUCCUCCUAUUCUUCUAAUCCAAACUAUUGAUUGGAACACCACUAUCAAGAUCACUUCUUCCGAUGAAGAACCAGAAGAAGCCAUUAUAUCGCGAAGUGCCUCAUCAACAGAUGAUGGAUUACCAAGAAAAAGUUCACAAUUUCAUAGCCAAGAGGAACCAUAUCCAAGUUUUUUAAUUGGUCUCAAUGAAUCCAUUGACAGAGAAAUAGGCUCUCUAUUAAAAAACCUUAUGUAUUUGGCUCCCAUGGAUAAAAAUGGACCGAUGAAUGGUCAAUGUGGUCCACAAACUGAUCAAAUGGAACAAUUUCUUUCCGAUGCAUUUGGUUUCAAAAAUAUUCUUGGAAAAUAUAUUUUUCCGGGCAUAAAAUCAUUUCAAUUAGACAAACCUCUGCAUAGUUUGAAUUCAAAUACACAAAUUCAUUUUCCUAGAAAUAUGGCGAAUUCAUUUACAAUGACUGUACAAGAAAUCAUCGAUUGGCAAUAUUCA
Messenger RNA from Rotaria sordida, 963 nucleotides. The record is from the annotation of a GenBank genome assembly. NCBI's taxonomy places the organism in Eukaryota, Metazoa, Rotifera, Eurotatoria, Philodinida, Philodinidae.